GCAUACUUCAUGAACAAGGUAUCGCCAUGCACUUGCUGUAGAUAAUCACAAACCUAAGUAAAUAAUGUGUAGUUGAUAUCUGGCAUCCUUUAGUGUAGUUUAUGUUUGGAUCAUUGGUAUUUUAGCCAUCGUAUUCGUGAAUUGUCUGGUCACUUCAGUUUUACAUGGCGGUCUUGUGACAGAUUUGCAACAUAGGGGAAAUUAAGACCCCAAUUAAGAGCCCAUCUCCGAAAUUCGGACACAAUUUGCCCUAGACAACUACUGAGAGAUGAAGGUUUGCAAAAGGUAAGGAAGUAGAUACACCCGUCCAUGAUGCCCCUUUACAUUGAUCAUCUGCAGUGACUAUACUCUGAACGUUGCAGCGAUGGAUGUUUUAACAGAUAUUGAACUUCAGGCAAUCGCAGAGGAGGUUGGAGUGGAAAUAGGCAGACUUGGUCAGUAUUUAGGCUUCCCACAUCACAAAGUUCAGUUUUACCAGUUACGUAAUCGUAUGACAUGGUCAUUCUCUGGAACCAUGGAGUUGUUGUAUUGUUGGAGGAGGAAAACGCGAUUCACCAAGGAUCAGAGAACAGUAUUGAUGAGCAGCCUCUCAGCUGCUGGUCUCGGAGAUCUCGCCGACAGAAUCCAGCAAGGUGAAUUUAUUGCACAAGGGCAAAACACAGAUGAAUAUGCCUCUACAAGGCCCAUAGCCACGAAGAAGGUUCUUGUCUACAUGGUCUACGCUAGUUCGUUCUUUGUCCCUAUCGCUAGUACCAUAUGGUCUGUUUCCUGUUUGAAUCUACUUUUCCUGCCAGUGGAGAUCAAAGAACUUCGGGGGCAUCUUAUAAGUUACUACGAGUCAAGCGUUUGCGACUUGAAGACUGUUCCAUGGAACUCCUCCAGUAUUUUAAAGCUUGAUGAAUUGUACAUCAAUUUAAAUCUCUUAAAUCAUGACUUCAACAAAGGAAACGGAUUGGUACGGAAACCUAUUUCCCAUUCAGAGCUUUUCGACCUGAAAGCAAAGAGCGGCAAAGUUGCAAAGAGGGUUCUCAUUACAGGCGACGCAGGGACCGGUAAGACAACAUUGUCUUGUAAAAUAGCCCAUGAUUGGAGUAGGUGUUUGUGGGGAUUCUCCAUCAGAUGCACUCCUAUUGUAAUCCUUCUUCAGCUACGGUUGGUAGACCCUAAAAACAGUCUUGGCCAGGAGAUCUUGAACCAAGGUCUGGUACCAACAGAUCGGCAUGGUACUAUAACAGCUGACUUGAUCGACAACUAUGUCAGCCGGAAUCCAGAGAAUGCUAUCAUUAUCUUUGAUGGAUACGACGAGUAUGUGGAUGGAAGUUUAAAGGAAAUUACUAAAGGAGGGAUCUUUGAUAUUCUCAGAUAUAAAUCAUUCAGGAACACGAUUGUAUUGGUCACUUGUAGGCCAUGGCGAGAAGCAGACUUUGACGAUAUCCCUGACUAUACUCACAUCGAAUUGACAGGAUUCAAUAAUUCAAACGUGGUAGCAUUUGUGAAGAAUUUCUUUGGUCACAACGAGAAGAAAUCCGAUAAGCUUCUGACAUGGUUGUUUGGUGACGAGUACCUUGAAUCAGCAGACCGACUACUGCAGGAACCAGAGGCCAUAACCUGUGAUUAUGAUUACUCCAAUUGUAGUAUGAAAACCGUGUCCUACAUGGCAAGGUACCCCCUAUUUCUGACCAUGUUUUGCGAGCUCUCAAAGAACGAAGACUUCCUGGUAGAGUCCUAUAAGGUCUCUGACGUGUUCAAUCAUAUCAUAGAAUACAUGUACGAACAAUACAUAAAUAAAAUAAAAGACAGCAGAAGGGUAACAGACCUUGUUGAUUUCGACUGUUUAAAGGUUAAUUUGGGAAAACCAGCAUACGAAGGGUUUCAGGUACAAACAGAUGAGACUCCCAAGGAGAAAACUGUGUUCACUGUCGAAGAAUUCGAAAACGACACAAUAUUCAGAUUGGGAAGUGAAAUCGGGUUCCUCACCAACAUUCCAGAGCACAACUAUUACCGAAACAUAAUGCCUCGACGAAAGGUCUACACCACUGAGUUCUUCCAUAAGUUUGCCCAAGGGUAUUUCGCAUCUUGCUACCUUAUGCAUAUCCAAAAGAAAGCAGUCAAAAGAGUGACUCCGGGAGGACGCUUCUACGUACAAUCGUAUGAACCACCAUCAGGUUUUUAUGGUAUCGUCGGCAGGUUGGACAAGAACUGAAUUUGGGUAACCUUACCAUUUUUAAUGGUUAUUGUUGAGGGAACUAGGAACGCCUGAUUUAAUACAAACUUGAUCGUGUGCAUAAAUCAAUUCACUCAAAGAAAGGCAAUUAAUUAGCAUAAGUGAUUCAUGGAUCAGAUGUAAUUGGACCACCUGAUUAUUAAUAAAAAUCGGUUAUAUGAAUAGUAUAUUAAACUGACUGUUCUACUGCAGUAUAAAAUACUUUCCUAAAAAAUAAGAUCGACCUAAUUGGGUCGGAGAAGAAAGUUUGGAGCCAAUGCUUGAUAAGAGCAAAUAUGAAUUGCAACAUUGCGAAGUUUGUUAUUUUAAGUAGAACUGAUUAUGUCCCUCGCACUUUUGCCUAAAUAACCAUCUAAUCACCUUCCUUUAUCUAUCUUGUUAUAUAUGUUCUUUCUUAUCCUAUCUUUGUCAUUUCACGUCAUUCUUCCUCUUCUUGUCCUGCUUCUGACGCACAACUCACGGUGUGACUGAACGCGCAACGCAGGUCAACUCUGGAAGAUUUCUUUACAUUUUCUAUUUCCUCGGGGGAUUUCCACACACAUCACAUGAAUUGAACGCAUCAAUAGAUUCACCACCUCACUCAAACUCUUGGAAUACUCUUGUAUGGCGACGGUACAUCCAGAUUUGAAAUGAAUAUCAGUUUAUUCUAUUCCCACUGAUGUAGGAGAAUAGGCAGUGAAAUAGUGAAAUUAUAGUGAACUCGA
Lytechinus pictus (painted urchin) is the source of this 2928-nucleotide messenger RNA. RefSeq lists its product as uncharacterized. Gene Ontology annotation, biological process: signal transduction. The transcript has 2 exons. Bases 365 to 2203 code for a protein of 612 amino acids. Gene Ontology annotation, molecular function: protein binding. The record is from RefSeq and is a predicted model, not a curated record. Lineage: Eukaryota; Metazoa; Echinodermata; Echinoidea; Temnopleuroida; Toxopneustidae.